UUCAGCUGCCGCUCCCGGCCCCCCUGCUCUCGGAUCCGCCGCUCCCGCCGUCAUGUCCGUGCCUCGGCUCUCGCAGCCGGCCUUGCCUGCCGCGCUGCUCUUGUUCCUGCUGCUCUCCCUCGGCACUCGCGCCUCUGACGUGGUGGAGCUCACCGAUGCCGAUUUCGAGAGUGGCCUGGCCGAGCGCCCGGGGCUGGUGCUCGUGGAGUUCUUCGCCCCCUGGUGCGGACACUGCAAGCGGCUGGCGCCGGAAUACGAGUCGGCCGCCACCCGGCUGAAGGGGAUCGUGCCUCUCGUGAAGGUUGACUGUACAGCAAACUCCAACACCUGUAACAAGUAUGGAGUCAGUGGAUAUCCCACAUUAAAGAUUUUUCGAGAUGGAGAAGAGGCAGGGACCUAUGAUGGGCCCAGAACAGCAGAUGGGAUUGUCAGCCAUCUCAAGAAACAGGCGGGACCUGCUUCGGUGGCUCUCAGUUCUGUGGCUGAGUUUGAGAAGUUCAUUGGUGAUAAAGAUGCUUCUGUUGUGGGCUUCUUUGAUGAUACAUCGGGGGAUGCUUAUUCAGAGUUCAUGAAAGCAGCCAACAGCCUCAGGGAUAACUACCGCUUUGCACACACCACCGAGGAGCAGCUGGUGCAGAAGUACAGGGAAGAUGGAGAAGGUGUAGUCUUAUUCCGUCCUCCACGCCUGACCAACAAGUUUGAGGAGAGCUCUAUCAAGUAUCCAGAAGACAAAAUCACCAGUGGAAAGAUCAAGAAAUUCAUCCAGGAGAACAUCUUUGGCAUCUGCCCACACAUGACUGAAGACAACAAAGACUUGAUCCAGGGCAAGGACUUGCUGGUGGCCUACUAUGAUGUUGACUAUGAGAAGAAUGCGAAAGGAUCCAACUACUGGCGCAACAGAGUUAUGAUGAUUGCAAAGAAGUUCUUGGAUGCUGGCCACAAACUGUCUUAUGCUGUUGCUAGUCGGAAAACGUUUGGCCAUGAACUUUCUGAGUUUGGUCUGGACAGCAGUGUGGGUGAGGCCCCCGUUGUUGCCAUCAGAACUGCCAAAGGAGAUAAAUAUGUCAUGCAAGAAGAGUUCUCCCGUGAUGGAAAGGCUCUGGAGAGAUUCCUGCAAGAUUACUUUGAUGGAAACUUGAAAAAAUACCUGAAAUCAGAGCCUGUCCCUGAAAGCAACGAUGGCCCUGUAAAGGUGGUGGUGGCUGAGAACUUUGAUGAAAUAGUUAAUGCUCACGACAAAGAUGUUCUGAUAGAGUUUUAUGCACCCUGGUGCGGCCACUGCAAGAAUCUGGAGCCGAAAUACAAAGAAUUGGGGGAGAAGCUCAGCAAAGAUCCCAAUAUCGUCAUUGCCAAAAUGGAUGCUACAGCCAAUGAUGUGCCUUCUCCCUAUGAAGUCCGAGGUUUCCCCACCAUCUAUUUUGCUCCAGCUGGAAAGAAGCAGAGUCCAAAGAAGUAUGAGGGGGGCAGAGAAGUGAGUGACUUCAUCAGCUACCUAAAGCGGGAGGCAACCAACGCUCCCGUGCUGCAGGAGGAAGAGAAAUCCAAGAAAUCCAAGAAGAAGGUGAAGGAGGAUUUGUAAAGUACCUAUUUACCACCUUGUCAGGAUGAGCUCUGUGUGAAUUGGAGAAGCACUGGUCAGACUGGGGCCAGUCCUGGGCUGUGGAGAGCCAGUGGCCAUGUGGGCCGAGGGGCCCCCAGCUGCUGUAUCUAGUAAUGUUUCAUUUCCUGCCGUCUCUUAGCUGCACUGUUGUGGGGCGCCCCGGGUUUGUUUUGAGGUUUGGGAGGGGGUGGGGGUACAGUUAUUUUCUAAUUUUUUUUGUACAUUUGGAGAAGUGAAACAAUAAAAUGACCCCCUUAAGACUGA
Cinclus cinclus is the source of this 1864-nucleotide messenger RNA. It is a transcript of the gene PDIA3, whose product is annotated as protein disulfide isomerase family A member 3. Gene Ontology annotation, cellular component: endoplasmic reticulum; cell surface. Gene Ontology annotation, biological process: response to endoplasmic reticulum stress; protein folding. Gene Ontology annotation, molecular function: protein disulfide isomerase activity. The coding region runs from base 53 to 1579 and encodes 508 amino acids. The record is from RefSeq and is a predicted model, not a curated record. The transcript has 13 exons. Lineage: Eukaryota; Metazoa; Chordata; Aves; Passeriformes; Cinclidae.